AUGAGAUUAGGGAACGCUAUUGCCACGCUGUGCCUAACGGCCUUCACAUCCGCAACCACCAACAAUAGCUAUACAAGCAACGAUCAAACACUAAAUGCCUUCAAUGACACUCACUUUUGUAAGCUGGAUAGAAAUGAUAAUGUCAGUCCCAGCUGUAAUGUGACUUUCAAUGAACUAAACGCCAUAAAUCAAAACAUCAGAGAUGAUCUAUCGGGUCUAUUGAAAUCUGAUUUUUUCAAGUAUUUCCGACUAGAUUUGUACAAACAAUGUUCGUUUUGGGACGCCAAUGAUGGAUUGUGCUUAAAUCGUGCUUGCUCCGUUGAUGUGGUAGAAGACUGGGAUAAACUGCCUGAAUACUGGCAACCCGAGAUCUUGGGUAGUUUUAAUAACGAUACGAUGAUAGAGGCGGAUAACGAUGAUGAUGAAUGUAAAUUUCUAGAUCAACUAUGUCAAACUGGUAAAAAACUUGCAGAUAUUGAGGAUACUAUCAAUUAUUGUGACAUAAAUGACUUCAACGGGAAGAACGCCGUUCUGAUUGAUUUAACAGCGAACCCGGAAAGAUUUACAGGUUAUGGUGGUAAGCAGGCCGGUCAAAUUUGGUCUACCAUCUAUCAAGAUAAUUGUUUCACGCUCGGUGAAACCGGUGAAUCAUUGGUCAAAGACGCAUUUUACAGACUUGUAUCAGGGUUCCAUGCCUCUAUUGGUACCCAUUUAUCAAAGGAAUACCUAAACACAAAGACUGGUAAAUGGGAGCCUAAUUUAGAUUUAUUCAUGGCAAGGAUCGGAAACUUUCCUGACAGAGUAACAAACAUGUAUUUCAAUUACGCUGUUGUGGCCAAAGCUCUUUGGAAGAUCCAACCAUACUUACCAGAAUUUUCAUUUUGUGACUUGGUUAAUAAAGAGAUUAAGAACAAAAUGGAUAACGUCAUUUCACAAUUGGACACAAAUAUCUUCAAUGAGGAUUUGGUUUUUGCUAAUGAUCUAAGUUUAACUUUAAAGGACGAAUUCAGAUCCCGUUUCAAAAAUGUCACAAAAAUUAUGGAUUGUGUGCAGUGUGAUAGAUGCAGACUGUGGGGUAAAAUCCAAACUACUGGUUACGCUACUGCCCUUAAGAUUUUGUUCGAAAUCAAUGAUGCUGAUGAAUUUACCAAACAAGACAUCGUUGGAAAAUUAACCAAAUAUGAAUUGAUUGCCCUAUUACAAACAUUCGGCAGACUAUCAGAGUCCAUUGAAUCUGUUAAUUUGUUCGAAAAAAUGUACGGGAAAAGAUUAAACGGUUCUGAAAACAGACUAACUUCUUUCUUCCAGAAUAACUUUUUCAGCAUCUUGAAGAAAGCUGGCAAAUCCAUUCGUUAUACAAUCGAAAACAUCAACACAACUAAAGAAGAAAAAGAAAAAGUUGAUAAUUCACAAUCACAUGCAUUUGACGAUUUGAGGAUGCCCAAACAAAAAAAAAGUGUGCCAAAAGCAGCCGCCGGCGUAGGAAGUAAAUGGAAAAAUGCUUGGGAAACUGAAACCAGUAACGUUUUAGAAGCAUUCAAAUUUAUUUAUAGAAGUUAUUUGGAUUUGCCCAGAAAUGUCUGGAGACUAACAUUGGGAAAGGCUUAUAAAUUUUGGAAUAAGUUUAUUGGUGUUGCCGAUUAUGUUAAAGAAGACGUUGAGGAGGCAAAUACUCAUAAACUAAAUAUACAAUGA
Saccharomyces eubayanus is the source of this 1695-nucleotide messenger RNA. It is a transcript of the gene ERO1, whose product is annotated as ER oxidoreductin. The coding region runs from base 1 to 1695 and encodes 564 amino acids. Gene Ontology annotation, cellular component: endoplasmic reticulum membrane; endoplasmic reticulum. Gene Ontology annotation, molecular function: thiol oxidase activity; protein-disulfide reductase activity; FAD binding. Gene Ontology annotation, biological process: protein folding in endoplasmic reticulum. The record is from RefSeq and is a predicted model, not a curated record. The transcript has a single exon. NCBI's taxonomy places the organism in Eukaryota, Fungi, Ascomycota, Saccharomycetes, Saccharomycetales, Saccharomycetaceae.